AUGCGUGAUAAAGAUGGAAUCAUUUUUGAUCCAAUUGCACCACGUGCUGGUGAACGAUUAAUAGCUAAAUGUACACUUGUUGGUCUUACAGAUACGGAUAAACGAAGUGUUAGUUGGGAAUUACAUCGUUUAAAUGAUAAUAAGAAAUUUUUCUUAGCAACAGAUGAUCAAGUUUUUCAAUUUGCUCAACCAACUCGUCGACUUUAUGCUGAACAUGAUAUGGAUUCAAGUGAUUGGUAUUUAAUAUUUGAUCCAUUAGAUCGUGAAGAUUAUGGUGAUUUAACUUGUAUGUUAGCUGAUACUGGUUAUAAUAAUUCAAUAUUUCUCAGACGACGUUUGGUGGUUUAUAGUGAACCAUUUGUUGUUCAAUCAUCAACAAAAGAUAUUGAAGUUAGCGAAGGCGAUAAUAUACUUUUACAAUGUUUUGCUCAAGGUUUACCACCACCACAAAUUCAAUGGAUGAAAGCGGAUGCUACUCCAUUACCCGAUGGAAAUAUUCGUGUUAUUGGUGCUGUUGAACUUCCAAUAAAUGAUAUACAAAAACAAGAUAGAGGAAUUUAUAAAUGUUUAGCAAUUAAUCUUGUUGGAUAUGGUGAUGUAUGGACUCUUAAAGUUAAUGUUAAAUUUCCACCUUAUAUUCGUUGUCCAUAUCCAAUGGUUGGUCAAGCUGUUAGUUUUAUGGUUGAUAUAUAUGUUGAAUGUUAUGUACAUGGUUAUCCACCACCACGUAUUACUUGGUAUAAAAAUGAUUAUGGUGGUCAAAUUUCCGAUACAAUGACUGUUGAUGUUCUUCGACCUAUUUGGAAUUCAUAUAAAUAUAAAAUUGAAGCAACUAUACCUGAACCAAAUAUUUGUACUGAUUGUAUACUUUCUCGUUUAACAAUUAUUAAUGUUGAAGCUAGUGAUUUGGGUUCAUAUGUUAUAAAUGCAACAACAAAUGAUAAACCAUAUAAAACAGCUCUUGAUCAAGUUUUUGUUUAUGAAACACCGGAUUGUCAACAAUUUAUUACCCAUCGUGAUAAUAUCGGUUGUAAACGUAUACGUUUCUCAACUAAUACUGCAUCAUCAAUGUUUUUUCAAUCGAUUUUAUUCUUAUUCGUAACUUUACUCAUGACUUCAAUGACGCGUUCAUCGAUUACUGGACUUUAUCAUCCAAAUUGUUCUCUAGCUAACAGUGGAUCUUCCAUACGAACAAAAACAUCAUCUAUUGAUUGUCUAUUAAAUGCUGAUAGAUCAGGAUUUGUACCGUCGAAUACAUUAAUGAAUUCUUCUCGUUCAUUUUCAAAUAUUGAUUUAUCAAAUUCUUCUUCGUCAUCUUAUCUUGAACAAACUGUUCUACAAGCUCAAAUAAAACGAGCAAUUUCGUGCAAUGAAACGAUGGAAGCAAGUAUAAAACGAUUACGUAGUGAAUCACAAAAUUCGUUGGAUGAUUUAAAAAAUAAAAAUGAGUCUUUAGAACGUUCUCUUCAUGAAUCAAAAAUAAAAGUUUCAGAAUUAGAACAUGUAUUAGAUAGAACUAAACAACAAACAAUUACUUCAAAUGAUACUUCAACUCCGAUUUCGAUCUAUGAACAACAGAUAAAUACAUUACAAAAUGAAAAACUUGAAUUAAAACUUCAAAUACAAAACAAUCAAAAUUUACAUUCAAAAGAAGUAACUCAACUUGAACAAACUAUUCAUGAAUUAAAACAUCAAUUGACCGAUACUGAAAAUAAAUUAAAAUUAAGUGAAAUUGAACAAGAAAAAUUAAAUAGUCUCAAUAAAAAUAAUUCAAAUCAAUUAAUUGAAAAAACUAAACAAAAUGAACAACUGCAAAAACGUGUUAUUGAAUUUGAAUUAAUGACAUCGACAAUGAAUUCAACUAAUGUUGUUAAUCAAUCAUUAGUUAAUGAUGUUAAACGAAUAACUGAUAUACGAUAUGAAAAUGAACAAUUAAAAAAAGAAAUUGAAUUAUUAAAACUUAAAUGUAAUGACCGAAUAUUACAUGAUGAAGAAAUACGUAUGUUACGUAAACAAGUUGAUACAAGUAAUAAUUAUCGAGCAUUAAUAGCAAAACAAGAAGCAGAAAUUCUUAAACUUCGUGAACAGUUAGCAAAUAAAAACAAAAUCGAUAUUAUUUAA
Adineta steineri is the source of this 2121-nucleotide messenger RNA. The record is from the annotation of a GenBank genome assembly. NCBI's taxonomy places the organism in Eukaryota, Metazoa, Rotifera, Eurotatoria, Adinetida, Adinetidae.